Harpia harpyja (harpy eagle) is the source of this 6072-nucleotide messenger RNA. It is a transcript of the gene FBXO41, whose product is annotated as F-box protein 41. Gene Ontology annotation, molecular function: protein binding. Bases 331 to 2817 code for a protein of 828 amino acids. The transcript has 13 exons. The record is from RefSeq and is a predicted model, not a curated record. NCBI's taxonomy places the organism in Eukaryota, Metazoa, Chordata, Aves, Accipitriformes, Accipitridae.
CCCCACAGCCCCCCAGUUCGCUCCGGUUUCGACGGGGACGGUGGCAGCCGGCGGGGAAGCGGGAAGAGAUGCUGCCCUCGCCGAAAAAGCCAAGCGCGGGAGGUCGGCGGAGAGAAGCAGCGCCUGGCACCAGCCGAUGCUGACAUACCCCCCCCAGAAGUGCCGGACCCCCCAGCUUCCAUCCCAGGGCUCUCAUCCCGCCAUGCCCCAGCGAAGCCACGACCCCACCGCCCGGGGCUCCCCAACCCAUCCCACGUGCCACCGGUCCAUCCACCCCGCGCCAUGAGCGGGGCCGUGCGGUUCCCCUGCGUCGGGGCGCGUAGCUGAGGGAUGGCCUCGCUGGACCUGCCCUACCGGUGUCCGCGGUGCGGGGAGCACAAGCGCUUCCGCAGCCUCUCCUCGCUGCGGGCGCACCUGGAGUACAACCACACUUAUGAGACCCUCUACGUCCUCUCCAAGACCAACAGCAUCUGCGAUGCCGCCGUCUUCCCCCUGGCCGCCGACGGGGCUCUGCUGACGCCGGCCGCCCGGCGGGACUACUUUGAGAGCACCUCCUUCCAAGGCAAGGACCAGCGCUUCUCCUGCGACCUCGUCCCCGCCGAGGAGCUGGAGCCGGCCCCGUCCUCCUCCCCCUCGCCCCGCUAUGUCCACGAGAUCGAGAUCCCGCUGACGGAGAUCUUCACCCGGGGAAAAGCCGUGGCGCCGGCCCCCGCGCCGCCGGCCGCUAUGGACGCUGCCUACGAGGAAGGCUUGGCCCGCCUGAAGAUCCGCGCCUUUGAGAAGCUGGAAGUGGACAAGCGGCUGGAGAAGCUGACGGAGGAGGUGGAGCAGAAGAUCGCCUCGCAGGUGGGCCGGCUCCAGGUGGAGCUGGACCGUAAGAGCUCGGAGCUGGAGAAGGCCAAGCAGGAGAGCCUGCGGCUCAGCCGGGAGAAGCAGGAGCUGGAGGACCGGGCAUCCGAACUGUCUCGCCAGGUAGACGUCAGCGUGGAGAUGCUGGCCUCCCUCAAGCAGGACCUGGUGCAGAAGGAGCAGGAACUCACCCGCAAGCAACAGGAGGUGCUGCAGAUCGACCAGUUCCUGAAGGAGACGGCCGCCCGCGAGGCCAACGCCAAGGUCCGCCUUCAGCACUUCAUCGAGGAGCUGCUGGACCGGGCGGACCGGGCCGAGAAGCAGCUCCAGAUCAUCAGCAGUAGCUGCGGCACCACUCCAAAUGGCAGCCUGGGACGCUGUGGCACGCCGGGGGCCAAGGCCGCCGGCCGACCGGUACCUCCGCGGGCACAGGCACGGGCACCCCAGCGGCUUCGGGCAUGCACCCAUGUGGCUUCUCUGAUGGCUAGAGACCGGCACCCGGGGCCGGGGGUGGCCGUGCAUGGUCCUUACGGCGUGUCCAACCAGCGCUCCUCCUCCAGCACCGGGGCCUCAAGCCGUGCGAAAGCCGUGUCGCAGAGCUCGGGCUGCUACGACAGUGACAGCGCAGAGCCGUGUCCCACCGAUGACACCGCCGACGGGCAUCCCUACCCGGCGCGGGACGGCGCCCGGGGCUCGGGGUUGCGUCGGCAAGCCAUCCAAAACUGGCACCGCCGGCCCUACCGCAACAGCACCGAGGGCGAGGAGGGUGACGUCUCCGACGUGGGCUCCCGCACCACCGAGUCGGAGGCCGAAGGCUGGGAGCCGGAGGCACCCGGAUCCGCCGCAUCCCGACCCACCGGCAGCUGCCGGCUGACGGUGGCAACCGAUGGCGGGUGUCCCACAGCCAGGACCGAGGGGGCCGGGGGCAAGGUGGGACGGCUGGAGAGGGGCAGCCCGGGCCACUCCAGCGAGGUGAUCAGCCCCGAGAUCCUCAAGAUGCGGGCGGCUCUUUUCUGCAUCUUCACCUACCUGGACACCAAGACCCUGCUGCGGGCGGCCGAGGUGUGCAAGGACUGGAAGUUCGUGGCCCGGCACCCGGCCGUGUGGACGCGGGUGCUGCUGGAGAACGCCAGGGUGUCCUCCAAGUUCCUGGCCAUGCUGUCUCAGUGGUGCACCCAGAUGCACUCCCUCACCCUCCAAAACCUCAAGCCGCGCCAGCGAGGGAAGAAGGAGAGCAAGGAGGACUACAUGAAGAGCACGCGGGGCUGCCUGGAAGCCGGGCUGGAGUCCCUGUUGAAGGCGACGGGCAGCAACCUGCUCAUCCUCCGCAUCUCACACUGCCCCAACGUGCUGACGGACCGCUCGCUUUGGCUGGCCAGCUGCUACUGCCGGGCUCUGCAGGCUGUCACGUACCGGAGCUCUACGGACCCCGUGGGUCAUGAAGUCAUCUGGGCCCUUGGAGCAGGUUGCAGGGACAUCAUCUCCCUCCAGGUCGCACCUUUGCAUCCGUGCCAGCAGCCGACGCGUUUCAGCAACCGCUGCCUUCAGAUGAUCGGACGGUGCUGGCCGCACCUGCGGGCACUGGGCAUUGGAGGGGCAGGCUGCGGCGUCCAGGGACUGGCGUCCUUAGCCCGAAACUGCAUGCGGCUUCAGGUCCUGGAGCUGGACCACGUGGCAGAGAUCAACCAGGAGGUCGCGGCGGAGAUGUGUCGAGAGGGGCUGAAGGGGCUGGAGAUGCUAGUGCUGACCUCCACGCCAGUCACCCCCAAAGCCCUGCUGCACUUCAACAGUGUGUGUCGGAACCUGAAGUCCAUCGUCGUGCAAGUGGGCAUUGUGGACUACUUCAAAGAGCCCCACAGCCCUGAAGCCAAGAAGAUGUUUGAAGAAAUGGUGAACAAACUCCAGGCCCUGAGGAAGAGACCUGGCUUUUCCAAGAUUUUACACAUCAAAGUGGAAGGAGGCUGUUAGACCUUCAGGGAACCACAAAGCACAUUCCCUCCUCUGCCCGGCGGAGCCAGAGGCCCCGUGAAACCAAACCUACCGUCCGCCGCUCAUCCGUUGCCGGACCUGGAGCACGGAGAUGCCGGCCCAUGCACAAAAAACCCAAACUUUUGCAGGCCUUAGUGACUGGCGGCCGGUGCUCAUCCCCGGGGCCAGCUCACGGGCGAGAAGGUGCUACUUAAGGAAAUUUUUUGGCUGCCCAAAGAGGCAGGGCUAUGCUCUUUCCCAGGAGGGAAGAUGGCUUCGAAACACCCGCGGCUGCUCGUUGCCAAGGAUCCUUGUUUGGGGGAUGUCUUUUUCUUCAAACUCUCUUUCGGGGGGGUUUUUUGCCUGUUUGAUGGUGUGGGAGAUGAGGAUGGCUCAGCCCGUCCCUGUGGGCUCUUUGCAGAGUGCUGGGCUCGGCGUCACUGCGUCACGGCUGGAUCAUACCCGUCCUCUCCAUGGGCUGGUGAAGGUGGGGUGGGAAGGGGUCGUUCCUCCAGAGAAAAUGGUGCCCAGCAUUCCUGCAGGGUUUCCGCUUGUUUUCAUUUCAUUUGUAACAGAGGGGCACCCAAACCUGGGCAAAUACUGCCCAGAAACCAGCAGCCACGACAGCACAAGCCCAGACGGCAGAGCUGCAUCUCGGGGGCUGUAGGAGCCAGAGGACACCAGGAGAGAUGGUCGCUCUUCCAGAGGUUUCCAGCCUCACCUCCUCUCCACCCAAACCUUCCUGCCAAGGCAAUAAACCAUCUCCACAAUCCUCGUCCACCAGGAAACACGGGUCAUACUUCUGUCCCCACCAACAUCCACCACCUGCUCAGGCUUCCUCCGGAGCGAGUUGUCCCAUGCGGAAAGAGGGACUGGCAUGGGACGCCCGCGUUUGCCAUCUCAUCACCUUCCCGAGCAGCCUGAAGGAGAAACCCUGGCCAAAUUGUCCUGAAAUCCAAAGCUGCUGGUGAAAGCACCAACCCAACCGCCCUGGUAGAUCCCUUAUCUAUGGCCACGGCUGUUUUCUUAAUUCUGCUUUUUUCUUCUGGCUGUCUUCUGCCUGCAAGGACAUCAUCGCCCCCAAAAUACCCUUCUUUUUUUCCAAAGGAAAAGGCUUUUGAAAGGCAUCCGGCAGGGUCAGGCAUCUCCAUCUUCCACCCUGGGGAAGAAGGUGCCAGGAGGUGCCCACGCCAUGGGGGACACCCAUCACAGCACUGCCAGCAGCAGGGACACACCGGCCUUAACCACAGCCCCCUGCCACCCCCAGCCCCGACCAGGCGUGCUUGGACCCAACAUGCUGAGCUGAGAGGAGCCGACUGAGAAAAGCAGAUUUUGGGGGCGUUUGUCCUCUUCUCUGGACCAUCGUUGGAGGUUUCGAUGCCUGUUGGCCAGCAUGGCUGUGAGGAGACGGCCCUUCCCAGGGUAUCUUCCCUUUCUCCAGCCCUCCCGGGGUGAUGGGCUGCCCUGGAGCAUCCCCCCAGGAGGGAGAAGGCUGCAGACCUAUCCUGGUACCACCUUCCUCAUCUACGGCACGAGAGCUGCAGACCUCAGCCGGGCCCUCCCAGCAUGCCGACAACCCACGGGGACCCCGACAGAAAAUCAAAUCGAUUCCAAACCGCUGAAGCUGCUGGUGGGCUGGAGGCAGCUCCUGGGUCUCCAACCCCAGAAAGCACCUCAGGAGACCAUUUCAUCCACCCUUCGUCCCAUCUACGCUGUCACCUCUGAAACAGGGUAGGGUUUUUUUGGCCAUAACCCCCCAUCUGAAGCACCUCCGUUCCCCCACUGACUGCAGCUUUCCAGGAGAAGGCUGUUCCCUGUAUGCACAAAAUGUGGGAGCCCAAAAAAAACGCCUGCGAGAAACUACCGCGUCCCACCAUGACCCCACGGGCAGCAUUGGACGAACUCCCCGGCACUGGGAAGGAGCUCCCCGCCGUGCCCGCCGCGGGUUUACCUCCACCCCGGGGAGGCUGGGACACGCAUAAUCCAGGGGCAAGAGGAGCAAGGGAUGCCCCGACCAGCAAAAAAUAUCACCCAGCAAAGCUACAACCCCCCGGGGACCACCCGGCGUCCAUCCCACAAGCGUGGUCCCAGCGGAGAUGUCACCAUUCGAAACAGCGCAGAGACUUGCGAAAUUCCCUUAAAAAAAAAACAACAAAGUAAGUAUUUAUUUCUAUAAAGAAGGAAAAAAAAAAAAGAUUUUAAAGGAAAAUUAUAUACUCAGCAUGUUUAUACACUCUAUGCUUAAAGACUAUCGUGUUGGAGAGUUGUGUCCGAAGACUGAAGGUGGCUGCUCCGGGUUUGCUGCUAGCCCGUCUCCAGCCCCUCGCCCGGCUCCUCCGGGCCAUGGGGAAAGCGAGGACGGGGUGAUGGAAAGCAGGGGGAGGUGUUGAGGACUUUUGGAGAAACCUUCUGUGCUCGCCAGCGAGGCCGGAGCGGCUGCCGGUGCCAUCGGUGGCCGUGUCUGCCGGUGGCCGUGGGUGUGCGGCGUCCCUGUCCCCCCGCUGCCGCGAGGGUUUUGUAAGUCACGGCAGGACAACCUCACCCGAAUUUGGUGCUUCGGUGCGUCACCCAGACCAGACCAAACCAUCCGCCUCCCCUUGGGGCGUUCCCAAAAAGUCCAACUUCUGGCUUAGCAGAGCCAGGUUUUUACAAAAAAAUCCUGCGAUGACACAAGACCUUGAGCGGGUUCAAGGAUUAGAAGAUGGAAAGUGGCGGUUUUUUUCCCAUUUUGCCUGGGCUCGGAUGUGUCCCUUCCUCCUCCUCCUCCUCCUCCUCGGCUGGGGAUGAAGGUGGCUGGCACAGUGAGACAGGCUUGGUGGUAAUGAGAGCCCUGCGUCUCCCUGGCCCUCCCGGUGGCUCCUAAUUGCCCAGGUUGUUAACGGCAAUGAGCUCAUUAACGGCUGCUUAUUUCUUCCACUGAAAUGUCAUAUUGAUGGUUUCCCUGCUGCUUUUCCUCCCCAUCCCGCCGGCACGUGGCCCUGUUGGCUCUCCCACAAACCCCCAUCCCUACGGGAUGCUCGAGCGAUGCUGCCUGUGGGAUUCACCGCAUCGGUCAUGGGGUUUCAACCCCAUUUCCUCUGGAAACGAUGGAGAUGCACAGAAAUACCAAAUCCCCUGGGAACGCCUUGAAAUCACGCAGGGUAUUUGGGUGCUGGUAGGGAAGGGACUGCCGCAGCGUGAGCUCAACCCCAUACUAGACCCUAGAGAAGCCCCAGAGGGGCUCCGCGAUGACAAUCCUCAGCAAAAGCCAAGGCA